Molecule: messenger RNA, 2249 nt
Organism: Octodon degus (degu)
Lineage: Eukaryota; Metazoa; Chordata; Mammalia; Rodentia; Octodontidae
Gene: Tmc1
Product: transmembrane channel like 1
Exons: 18
Coding region: 69-2249 (726 amino acids)
Biological process (GO): detection of mechanical stimulus involved in sensory perception of sound; vestibular reflex
Cellular component (GO): plasma membrane
Molecular function (GO): mechanosensitive monoatomic ion channel activity
Source: RefSeq, a predicted model, not a curated record
AAGAAGAAGAAGAGAUUGAUGAAGCAGAAUUGGAGAGACUGAAAGCAGAAUUAGAUGAAAAGAGACAAAUGAUUGCUAAUGUUAAAUGCAAGCCUUGGAAGAUGGAGAAGAAAAUUGAAGUUCUCAGGGAAGCAAAAAAAUUUGUGAGUGAAAAUGAAGGAGCUCUUGGGAAAGGAAAAGGAAAGCGAUGGUUUGCAUUCAAGAUGAUGAUGUCCAAGAAAUGGGCAAAAUUCCUCCGUGAUUUUGAGAACUUUAAAGCUGCUUGUGUUCCCUGGGAAAAUAAAAUCAAGGCAAUUGAAAGUCAGUUUGGCUCAUCCGUGGCCUCGUAUUUCCUUUUCCUGAGGUGGAUGUAUGGAGUGAAUAUGGUUCUCUUCAUCCUGACAUUUAGCCUAAUCAUGUUGCCAGAGUACCUCUGGGGUUUGCCGUAUGGCAGUUUACCCAGGAAAACAGUUCCGAGAGCAGAGGAGGCAUCUGCAGCCAACUUCGGUGUGUUGUACGACUUCAAUGGCUUGGCACAAUAUUCCGUCCUCUUUUAUGGCUAUUACGACAAUAAACGAACGAUUGGAUGGCUGAAUUUCAGGUUGCCGCUCUCCUAUUUUCUGGUGGGGAUUAUGUGCAUUGGAUACAGCUUUGUGGUUGUUCUCAAAGCGAUGACUAAAAAUAUUGGUGAUGAUGGUGGUGGUGAUGACAAUACUUUCAACUUCAGCUGGAAGGUGUUCUGCAGCUGGGACUACCUGAUUGGCAACCCAGAAACAGCUGACAAUAAAUUUAAUUCCAUCACAAUGAACUUUAAGGAAGCUAUUACUGAAGAAAGAGCAGCCCAAGUAGAAGAAAACGUCCACUUGAUCAGAUUCCUGAGAUUUCUUGCCAACUUCUUUGUGUUCCUGACCCUUGGAGCAAGUGGAUACCUCAUCUUUUGGGCUGUGAAGCGAUCCCAGGAAUUUGCACAGCAAGAUCCUGACACCCUUGGGUGGUGGGAAAAGAAUGAAAUGAACAUGGUUAUGUCCCUGCUGGGGAUGUUCUGCCCAACACUGUUUGACUUAUUUGCUGAGUUGGAAGACUACCACCCACUCAUUGCUCUCAAGUGGCUACUGGGACGCAUUUUUGCUCUUCUUUUAGGCAACUUGUAUGUAUUUAUUCUUGCCUUGAUGGACGAGAUUAACAACAAGAUUGAAGAGGAGAAACACGUCAAGGCCAACAUUACCCUGUGGGAAGCAAACAUGAUCAAAGCCUACAAUGCAUCCCUCUCUGGGAAUACUACUGGGCCACCCUUUUUCGUACAUCCUGCAGAUGUUCCCCGAGGACCUUGCUGGGAAACAAUGGUGGGACAGGAAUUUGUGCGGCUGACUGUUUCUGAUGUUCUGACGACAUAUGUCACCAUCCUCAUCGGUGACUUCCUCAGGGCAUGUUUCGUAAGGUUUUGCAACUAUUGCUGGUGCUGGGAUUUGGAAUAUGGAUAUCCUUCAUACACCGAAUUUGAUAUCAGUGGCAAUGUCCUCGCGCUGAUCUUCAACCAAGGCAUGAUCUGGAUGGGCUCCUUCUUUGCUCCUAGCCUCCCGGGCAUCAACAUUCUGCGCCUCCACACAUCCAUGUACUUCCAGUGCUGGGCCGUGAUGUGCUGCAAUGUUCCUGAGGCCAGGGUCUUCAAGGCUUCCAGAUCUAAUAACUUCUACCUGGGCAUGCUGCUGCUCAUCCUCUUCCUGUCCACCAUGCCUGUCCUGUACAUGAUCGUGUCCCUACCACCAUCUUUUGACUGUGGUCCCUUCAGUGGCAAAAACAGGAUGUUUGAAGUCAUCGGUGAGACUCUGGAGAAUGAUUUCCCAAGCUGGAUGGCGAAGAUUUUGCGGCAGCUCUCUAACCCUGGCCUGGUCAUUGCAGUCGUUCUGGUGAUGGCCUUGACCAUCUAUUAUCUCAACGCUACAGCCAAGGGCCAGAAGGCAGCAAAUCUGGAUCUCAAAAAGAAGAUGAAAAUGCAAGCUCUGGAGAAUAAAAUGCGAAACAAGAAGAUGGCAGCGGCACGAGCAGAAUGCAGAAGUCUGCAGCCGGUGGACAGUAACUUUUUGAGUCUCCCAGAGGACCAGAAGUCCUCCUUCCCUUCCUCUUCUAAAGUGAUGACCCAUGUGAAGUUCCAGAGAACCAGCUUUGGGGAACAGCUGCUCUGUAGCACUCUGGAUGGCAUCCCGGAUGUGUUCAUCAAUGAAGGCUGCCUCAGUCCUCCCCGGGCAAGAAAGAUCUCCAUGUUACUCUAA